AUGUGCUUCUCCGACUGGGGCGACGAAUCAUCUGAACCCAUCCGAGUCGUCGAACGUCGUCACGUCAGUGUAUAUCAGACAUUCCCUACUACAAUAGCCUCGUCCAGUCCGCCCCCCAGUUACUAUCUCUACAGUCGACCGUCGUCUCCGCGAACGUCGUACACCACCGUCACCAGAACACAUACACAGCGACGCUCGCAUCGGCUUAUCCCCGUGAACGACACGGUGUACUAUCAAGCUCGCCGGUCUUGCGAGCCAGAUCGGACACACAGGCCGCUGACGGCUUAUGUGGAAUAUGGAGGAGGGAGAAGACGGAGUGAGGAAGUGAGGAUUAUUGAGAGGAAACAAUGCAAGUGUUUUCUUGAUUCCUGGGGAGAAGGUCUUCUGGCUAACCGUCGCAGGAACCAAUCUCUCUCGAUCCGGCCCGGCCAAAAGGGUGGCAAGCAGCAGGAUCGCGGCGCCAACCGCCAUCGAUUCUCGAUGAGCACCCUGCGAGGCCUCCAGCAGCCCGAGCUGAGCAAGAAACUGUUCAAGAUUAUCAAGAAUGAGAACACCGUUAUCGGCGCCUACGAGUCUGCCGGUCGCGAGCGCGUGUCCAUCGCCUCGCAGCUCUCCGACUGGGGCGAGGCAACCGGCGACGAGAAUCUCUCUGAAGUCUCGGAUAAGCUCGGAGUGCUGCUGUCGGAGAUUGGAGAGCAGGAGGAUCUCUUUGCGCAGAACCUAGAAGAUUACCGUGGCUUGCUCAAGCAGAUUCGCAACACCGAGGGUGCAGUGCAGCCCACGAGAGAUCAGCGGAAUAAGAUUUCCGAUGAGAUACAGAGACUAAAGUACAAGGACCCGACAAGCACCAAGAUUGUAACUCUGGAACAGGAGUUGGUCAGGUCCGAGGCCCAGAGCCUUGUCGCAGAUGCACAGCUGUCGAAUGUGACACGACAAAAGAUGAAAGAAGCAUUCGACAUUCACCUCGCUGCGACUAUCGAGCGGGGUGAGAAACAAGUGAUCUUGGCCCAGCAUGCACGCCGACUGGUGACCCUGAUCGACGAUACCCCAGUCGUUCCUGGCGACCAAAGGAAGCCCUUUGAGCACGGAGAUACUCUGCGAGAGGUAUUAGACGACGCCGAAAGAGAUCUGCGUGCAUGGGAACCCUCCCUGCUUCCUAUCCCAACAUACGCAGGCAACAUGGGCGCCGAUUUGGUGCCGAAACGAGAGGCCUCGCAGAAAGCAUCAUCGGAUGGCGAGCCUGCAGAUGCUUCGGAGCUGCUGCAGGAGCUUCCAGCGAAGCCGCAUUGCCUUCAGUCUCUCCAUCAUCCCGCAUUCUCCUCCUUCCGAUCCCUUCUGACGUGUACUAUAAUUUCCUUUGGUCUUGAUUUCUCUGUUGCUUUCAAAUUCUACCUUCCAGCAAUCGCCGCCCGUGGAAUCGCCGUCAAGAUGGAUACGUUAGUCGCCAAGUACUCCGGUUCGGCGUAUCGGGAUGAGCUGUAUUCAGAGGAACAACAGCGCAAUCUCACAGAAUGCCUUCCUCCGAUAUCUCUCAAGUUUGAUCUUCCACCGGUUGCAAAGCCCUCCUCUUGGCUUCGUACCAUGACCGAUGACCACUCGAACCCCAGUGCACCUAUCAAACUAGCACACGGAACGACGACUCUUGCUUUCAGAUUUCAGCACGGCAUUAUCGUUGCGACCGACUCCAGAGCCACAGCCGGUAAUUGGAUUGCCAGUCAGACAGUCAAGAAGGUUAUUCCAGUGUCACGGUUGAAUGUCGACACGGACAAGACAGGCGGAGCCCCCGUUCCGGGCUUGCUGGGAACCAUGGCCGGUACUGCUGCUGAUUGUCAAUACUGGUUGAGAUACUUGGGCGAGCAAUGCACACUCCACGAACUCCGACAUAAGCGUCGCAUCACUGUCGCUGCUGCAUCGAAGAUUCUCGCCAAUCUUACAUACUCGUACAAGUCGAUGGGUUUGGGAAUGGGUACUAUGUUGGCCGGAAUGACCCCUCAAGAAGGACCUGCCCUGUACUAUAUUGACUCGGACGGAACCCGUCUCCCCGGAAACCUUUUCUGUGUUGGUUCCGGUCAAACAUUCGCCUACGGUGUGUUGGAUGCCGAGUACCGGUACGAUCUCAGCGAGGAAGAAGCUCUCGAGCUGGGCAAACGAAGCAUUUUGGCCGCUACUCACCGUGACGCCUACUCUGGUGGAUAUAUCAACUUGUACCACGUAAAGGAGGAAGGUUGGGUGCACCACGGCUUCAACGACACAGAUCCGAUUUUCUGGAACACCAAGCUGGUUAAGGGUGAAUUUUCAAACGUUACAGCUGAGGUUUAA
Talaromyces rugulosus is the source of this 2319-nucleotide messenger RNA. RefSeq lists its product as uncharacterized. The record is from RefSeq and is a predicted model, not a curated record. Gene Ontology annotation, molecular function: threonine-type endopeptidase activity; lipid binding. Gene Ontology annotation, cellular component: proteasome core complex; eisosome filament; plasma membrane. Gene Ontology annotation, biological process: negative regulation of protein kinase activity; eisosome assembly; endocytosis. The transcript has 9 exons. Lineage: Eukaryota; Fungi; Ascomycota; Eurotiomycetes; Eurotiales; Trichocomaceae. Bases 1 to 2319 code for a protein of 772 amino acids.